ACAAUAAGGAGAUGGUAUGAGAGGAAAUUGGAUAGGCUCUGAAAACAAAAAACUUUGCAUGAGAUGGCAACUGCAGAUAUGAAAUUAUUCUUCAAGCUCUUGUGCUACUUUUGCAUGAUUGCUGCAGCUGCUUUGGACACUCCUGAUAUAAUGGCCAGACAUACCCUAACAAGAUCCUACUCAGAUCAUUUUCAGGAAAUUAGUUUGGAAGACCAAGGUAUACAAGAAACUAGCAAACAUGUUUUCAGUGACAAAGGAAAUGCCAGAAAGAGCAUAAUUCCCAUCACCAAAUUUUCACACAGCACUGGAGGAGGUGGUGGUAAUGCUGGUGGAAUAGGGGGAACAGCCAACAAUGGAGAUAAUGGAAGAUCAGGGUCAUCUUCUACACAAGGAGGUACAGCAGUCAUCCCUGUAUAUGCAGCUGGUGCAGCAAAUAACCACCACCAGAAAGUCCAUCACAGCCCCGGUAGCUGCAACCAGAAUAGUGUAGGAGUGUCUGUUAUCACUCUGUUACCUCUCUUUAUACAGCUAUACAUAUAACUAAACCAAUCUAUUUAUUUUUACAAGUACAAAUGGAACGUAAAACUUUAGCCGUUCUAAGCUGUCUAAACCAAUCUCUGUAAAUGUCUUAAGACUUGUAUUUGUGUUUUUUUUUCUUAUUUUGAGUUCAAUAAUCUGUAAUAGAUUUUGUGUGAUUAAUAAAGAAGUUUUAUUGCUUA
Molecule: messenger RNA, 719 nt
Organism: Carica papaya (papaya)
Lineage: Eukaryota; Viridiplantae; Streptophyta; Magnoliopsida; Brassicales; Caricaceae
Source: RefSeq, a predicted model, not a curated record